Messenger RNA from Hyaena hyaena (striped hyena), 915 nucleotides. Its product is annotated as lymphocyte antigen 6 complex locus protein G6f-like. The transcript has 6 exons. Bases 1 to 915 code for a protein of 304 amino acids. NCBI's taxonomy places the organism in Eukaryota, Metazoa, Chordata, Mammalia, Carnivora, Hyaenidae. The record is from RefSeq and is a predicted model, not a curated record.
AUGGCGGUCUUAUUCCUCCUUCUUCUGUCCCUAUGUGGUCCCCCCCAGGCUGCUGCAGACAAUAUCCAGGCCAUCUAUGUAGUCUUUGGGGAGGCAAUGGAGCUGCCAUGUCCCGCACCACCCACUCUGAGUGGAGACGAACUCCUGUCCUGGUUCCGCAGCCCUGCAGCAGGCUCCUCCACUGCCCUGGUGACCCAAGUCCAAGUGGCCAGGCCAGUCCCAGAACCUGGAAGGUCCAUAAGGGCAUCCAGGCUCAAACUGCUGGGGAACUACUCUUUGUGGCUGGAAGGGUCCAAGGAGGGAGACGCCGGGCGGUACUGGUGCGCCAUUCUGGGUCAGCAUCACAAGUACCAGAACUGGAGGGUGUAUGAUGUCUCCGUGCUCAGAGGGUCCCAGCUAUCCGCGCGGGCUGUGGAUGGAUCCCCCUGCUCUGUCCUCUUAUGCUCUGUGGCCCCUGCCAGACACCUAGACUCUGUGACCUGGCUGGAGGGAAGGGGUCCUGUGAGGGGCCAUACACAGUCGUUUUGGAGCGAUGGGGCUGCCCUGCUCUUGGUGUGUCCUGGGGAGGGGCUCUCUGAGUCCAGGGAACAUAGACCAAGAAUCAUCCGCUGCCUCAUGCCUCAUAACAAAGGGGUCAGCUUCAGCCUGGCAGCCCCCGUGGAUGACUCCCCUGCCCCCUGUGCCCCUGCCGUGGGCUGGGAUGUAUCCUGGAUCCUGAUGCUGUUGCUCACAGCAGGUCAGGGGUUCACCAUCCUAGCCCUCAGCAUCAUGCUCUGGAGACAAAGGGUCCAGGGGGCUCAGUGCAGAGAUGCCUCGAUUCCUCAUUUCAAACCCGAAAUCCAGGUCUAUGAGAACAUCCAUGUGGCCCGUUUCAGAUCCAUCAAAGCACCUGCCUUGCCCAAGACCUGGAGCUGA